This is a messenger RNA of Hydatigera taeniaeformis, 639 nucleotides long. NCBI's taxonomy places the organism in Eukaryota, Metazoa, Platyhelminthes, Cestoda, Cyclophyllidea, Taeniidae. The record is from the annotation of a GenBank genome assembly.
AUGUCUCAGGAACGUUCUUUUAAUGAGGUAAAAGGUGUUGAUGGGACCAUCAACGGGGAGGAGAAUGGUACUCAUAAAUCCUGCUCUUCACCCACCUCUGAAAACUGCGAAGAACAUAGGCCUGAGAAUAGCUACUCGGGGAGUCCGCGCUCAAACAAAAAGAUAUUUGUUGGAGCUUUGGCCCAAAAUACGACUGAGCAAGAUCUAAUUGAUUAUUUUUCUAAAUUUGGGGAGAUUGUGUCCUGUGCUGUGAAGGUAUUUCGAGAUACUGGAUGCUCUCGUGGCUUCGGUUUCAUCGUUUUCAAGAACGAUGAGUCCGUAAAAAAGGUCUUGAGCAUUCCGGAACACAUAGUUAAUGGGAAGAAAAUCGAUCCCAAACCGGCGAAGUGUCCGAAGGAUACCCAGCGGAAAGUUUUCGUCGGCGGUCUGGAUCCCGACGUCACCCCCAAGGAAAUUGAGGAGCAUUUCAGUAAAUUUGGCAAGGUUGAGGCAGUCGAAACACCGUUCGAUAACACUCGAAUGCGGCGUAGGAGUUAUGUUUUUGUUGUGUUCUCCUCUGAGUCCGAAGCUAAGAGGGCUGCUUCUGUCGAGAGGCAGGAGAUUAAUGGAAAAAGUCCUCUCUUUCGAUUUCAAGUGUGA